AUGGCCUUGAUCAAGAAAGACGGGCCGCAGCUAUCCUCGGAGGAGAAGGCCCACCUGACGGCCAGGGUUGGGCAGGUGUAUUUCUUUGAAGGUCAUGACGUGCCAAUCAUGGAAGCGCUGGCUGGCCUCGACGACGUUGCAAACGGGCGCAGCAGCAAACGCAAAAUGGGCCAAGACUACCGCCCUUUCCUUGCACACAUUUCCAGGGCUGGCUGGAGCAGGCUUCUGGGAGAUGAAGUGCCUGCACACGCGGCGCUCAACAUUCUCGUUCAACGCAUCAUUCGCCUAGGCGGGAUCAACCCGUGCGAAUACAGCAUGAAAUUGGUGACUUCGACGUGGAUGUUCAUUACAGAUGAGAACGUGGACCAGCUGAAUUACUGGGCCAAGAAGAAGAACCUGGAGCAUGUGAAACGAGAAUUUCGACGACAAGCGGAUAAGGCGCCAGCGCCGCCCGUCUUCAUUCAAGAUCUUCCAGGAUCUCCAGCCGAGUUGCUGACCAAGUUCCCGCAGAUAUACCACCUGGCUUUCACAGCUGAGGACGUGCCAUCAGCGUCCCCGCUGGACUUGAGGAAGCUCCGAGAGCUCGACGACUCCUACACAUGCCGCGGGGGGAAGACUCCUCAACGCGGCGCGGAUAGCUCUGGAGCCAUUUGCACCUGUGACAGCGACACCAGCAGCAGCAUGGAGCGGCUCAUGAUGCAGCAGAUGCAGCAGAUGAACUUCCUGGCGCAGCUUGCAGCACGUGCGAUCGGCACCGAGCACUUGCAGCGGGCAGCGGCUUUCAAGAAGUGCAUGGGGCAGCGGCAGGCGAUUCAGCAGCCGAGGCGCCAGCGGCAGCAGCACGCCCUCCACCUGUCGAAGUACUGGCUUUGCUGCCGCCCCGCGCUGCAGAGCAAGCAGAUGGCCAAGCAGGGCAGUCUCAACCGGCUGCCGCACCAGCAGGCGUGCAACAACUAUGUGACGGCAUCUCUUUGUGCGAACGUGCAGCACGCGAUGGAUGUGAUGCAGCGGAAGCGGGAUGACGCGAAGCAGAGGGCGGCGAUGAAGAGACCUGCCGCUGCAACGCCUCCAAUCGCCAGUGGAGGCGAUGCCGACGAGGCCUACGUCGAGGACGGCGAUGAGGCUCCAGCCACGACCACCCCCCCCAUGAAGAGGGCCAAGCCUGCAAACAAUAGCCCCGAACAACACAGUGCAAAAGGAGAACCACGAGUCGCCUUGAAAGCUGGCAAGGCGACGCAGACGCUCGCCAAAAUAUCAGUCGAAGAUUUCGUCGGGUGGAGCUCGAGCGACAAAGGUCGCACCAAAAAUGCUUUCGCCUCGGCGGCGUACGGCAAGGCUAAGACUCGGGCUCUUGGUGCCAAGUGGCCCAAGGAGAACGCGCUAGACCUGGCGCGCCAGACCUACAGGCGCGCCUCGGCAGUCUACGACGCCAACUGCACAGCCU
Molecule: messenger RNA, 1444 nt
Organism: Prorocentrum cordatum
Lineage: Eukaryota; Dinophyceae; Prorocentrales; Prorocentraceae
Source: the annotation of a GenBank genome assembly